Lodderomyces orthopsilosis Co 90-125 is the source of this 102-nucleotide messenger RNA. RefSeq lists its product as uncharacterized. The coding region runs from base 1 to 102 and encodes 33 amino acids. Lineage: Eukaryota; Fungi; Ascomycota; Pichiomycetes; Serinales; Debaryomycetaceae. The transcript has a single exon. The record is from RefSeq and is a predicted model, not a curated record.
AUGAGUUCCAGCGAAGAAUCAAAGUCAACCUGCAGUUGUGGUACUUCAUGUACUUGUUCAAAGGAUCAAGGUGGUUGCAAAUGUAAUAGCUGCUCCAAAUAA